Molecule: messenger RNA, 1780 nt
Organism: Anoplopoma fimbria (sablefish)
Lineage: Eukaryota; Metazoa; Chordata; Actinopteri; Perciformes; Anoplopomatidae
Gene: ogfod3
Product: urotensin-2 receptor 2
Exons: 9
Coding region: 143-1093 (316 amino acids)
Cellular component (GO): membrane
Molecular function (GO): L-ascorbic acid binding; iron ion binding; oxidoreductase activity, acting on paired donors, with incorporation or reduction of molecular oxygen
Source: RefSeq, a predicted model, not a curated record
AACGCGUCCACCCGGAAGUGGAGACACGGAUUCAGGUGGCACUAGCUGUUAGCGGGCUGUUGACGGUAUGGUUCCUCAGGGCCAGAGAUACCGUGUAUGACGGUAUUUUGUUAAUGCUACAUAGUAGGUCUGUUCAGUCAAAAUGGCGCUGCUGCGAAUGAGGAAUGCACAGGGAGCGAAUGCCACGGAGAUAGAGAAGAAAAUCAAAAGAGGUAAUGCGCUGCGGCAGGGAUCAGCAUGGAGGGGGUCCCGGGGCCUUGUGGCCUUGCUGCUGGUUGUUAUGUGCGUGUGCACUGCGGCUAUGUGGCUGUACAUGACCUCCCUGGACAGUGACGUCACAGAAACGCUAGUCCGCCAGGGUGAGCUGGUCUCCCCCCAGCCCAGAGUCUACACCGUCCAGUGCUCUGAGGACUACGACAACUACAAACGCUAUCCAGGAUGCACCCCUAAGAGGUGUGGUCGUGCGGUCACAGACGGCGUGGUGACGAGGGAGGAAGCUCAGGUCCUCAGGAGGUUGGCUGAGAGAGGGCUGGCGCUGGCUGGGUCAGAUGGAGGAGCUUCCAUACUGGACCUUCAUUCCGGAGCGUUGUCGAUGGGAAAACAGUUUGUCAACAUCUACAGGUAUUUUGGGGAUCAGAUCGGUGAUGUGUUCACACAAGAGGAUUUUGAGCUUUACAGAAACGUACGUGGGCGAAUCCAGGCAGUGAUUGCUGAGACGUUUGGUUUGGACUCGACACUGAUGUACCUCACCAAGCCCACGUUCUUCUCCAGAAUCAACAGCACGAUAGCGAAAACCCAACACGACGAGUACUGGCACGCACACAUAGAUAAGGUGACUUACGGCUCAUUUGACUACACCUCACUCCUGUACCUGUCUGACUACGGCGCUGACUUCACCGGAGGAAGAUUUAUCUUCAUGGACCAAAAUGGCAACCGGACAGUGGAACCUCGGGCAGGACGAGUCUCUUUCUUCUCUUCUGGCACGGAGAACCUCCACCGCGUGGAGAAGGUGGCGUGGGGCACGCGCUACGCCAUCACCGUGUCCUUUACCUGCGACCCCGCACACGCCAUCUCCGACCCCACCAUGCCCUGAGGCACCCACGGGCGACGGCGCUGCUCACUGGCUGGGACCAGCCCUGCAAAGAGGGCGACCAGAGGGGGAGAGAAACAAGAAAGGAAGAAGUGAGAUUUAACGCGUCACAUUGGUAUCCAGUCGCUGCACGGUCAAUAUCUGUCAUUGGUUUUCAUUUUCAAACACUGACUUGGUGCCUCGCACUGAUACUACAGAAAAAAAAAAGCACACGUGUUCACCCUCUCUUCUGUAGAGGUGUUUUCUUAUUUCUUACUUUGAACUUUUAUCCAAUUUUCUAGAGCAGAGUUUCUUUUUUCUUUUUUAUUGCACCAUCAUAAUUGCUAGAAUUAGGCAUUUAAUGGGUCCCCUACACAUUGCCACAGUCUGUUCCUUUUGAUCAUAAGGAGGAUGGCUCGAGCAGAGAUUGCCUCUCUACUGAAACCGUUUCAAAGAGGCCUGAGUGGGAUCGUGUGUCGUCUGUGUUGCGGUGUGUUUUUCAUUUUAAAGAGAUCUGCCCAUUUCUUGGUGAAUCUCCCACUAAAAUAACCUUUCAUCACAAAGUCCCCACUCAUACUGGCCCUCACCCGUGACCCAGGAGGUGUUUUCUUCUAAGAAGAACCCUCUCCUUGUCCGGGAGUGAUUGCUCUUUCUAGUAUCUUACCAAUUACUUCAGUGUGUUCGGUGAGGACGGUUUGAAAUAAAAUACUG